This is a messenger RNA of Nanorana parkeri, 657 nucleotides long. Its product is annotated as cobra venom factor-like. The transcript is spliced from 6 exons. The record is from RefSeq and is a predicted model, not a curated record. Gene Ontology annotation, cellular component: extracellular region. NCBI's taxonomy places the organism in Eukaryota, Metazoa, Chordata, Amphibia, Anura, Dicroglossidae. The coding region runs from base 4 to 657 and encodes 217 amino acids.
AAAAUGGUCUAUCCGUCUCUACAAGAUCCAUAUUCUGUGGCUAUCACAUCCUAUGCUCUGGCCUUAGCUGGAGAACUUCAGGGCAUCGACAAACUGAUAACUACAUCCACAGGUAACUAUUGGAAUGACCCCAGCUCCCGCUUUAUAUCAAUUGAGGCUACAUCCUAUGCUCUCCUCACACUAAUACACAUGAAGCAUUUGAAUUUCAUUGAUCGCAUUGUUCAGUGGCUUACAGAGCAAAAUUUUUAUGGAGACACCACUGGACAAACCCAAGCUACUGUAAUGAUGUUCCAAGCCAUUGCUCAGUAUUACCGAGUUGUACCAACUACCCAAGAUGUAGACAGGGAUAUCUUACUGCAGUUUCCUAUGUGGGAUAAUGAAAGGUUCCGCAUAGUGGCCAAUACAAUCUCGACAUACAGUCGACAGAUGUCUGUUCAAGAAGACUGUAUCAUAACUGCAAAAGGGAAAGGACUGGCAACUUUAACAAUUAUACAAUCAUAUUAUUCUGUUCAUGCCAAAAAGGACUGUGAUCAUUACGAUCUUUCUGUGACAGCACGGGAAGAGUACCUGGAUGUCAUGAUAUCACAGAUUCUUAGACCGCUGGAGCCCAGGGGAGAAGAGGCUUCAGGAAACGGUCUGGCAGCCAGGCAGAACUGA